GAGCGUCGACGAUUGGUCUGGAAGCCGGAGGCCUCGUUUCCUAAUUGGUCAUGGUGUGCGACAGUUUCUCACUGAGCUGACGACCCGGAAGUAGCUCCAGAAGCGGAGGCCGCGUGGAUUCACCUCCUGGGGGCUGGGUUUUAGCGGCCGCUGCAAUGACCAAAAUAAAGGCAGAUCCGGACGCGCUGGAGGCCCAGGCGGAGGCGUGCUGCGGGGAGCGCACCUACCACGAGCUGCUGGUCAACCUGAACCCCAUCGCGCAGCCCCUGGCUUCUCGCCGCCUCACGCGCAAGCUCUACAAGUGUAUCAAGAAAGCCGUGAAGCAGAAGCAGAUUCGGCGCGGGGUGAAGGAGGUUCAGAAAUUUGUCAACAAAGGCGAGAAAGGGAUCAUGGUUCUGGCAGGAGACACAUUGCCCAUUGAGGUGUACUGCCAUCUGCCAGUCAUGUGUGAGGACCGGAAUUUGCCCUAUAUCUACAUCCCCUCUAAGACGGACCUGGGUGCAGCUGCAGGCUCCAAGCGCCCCACCUGCGUGAUAAUGGUCAAGCCCCACGAGGAAUACCAGGAGGCCUAUGAUGAGUGCCUGGAGGAAGUGCGGGCCCUGCCUCCACCCCUGUGAAGGACUUGGGCAGCACCCUGGGCACCUGCUCUGGAAGCUGCUGGGCUGGUGGCAAGCCAACUGGCUGCCCUCCUGCCACCCACACUGAUGGCUUCUUCCUGGCUCCCUGAGGCACGUCUUCUUCCCAGGCAGCUCCAACAGCUCUUUGAUGAAGGUAACGCCAGCGUCUUCUCCAUCCGUGCUGUUUCCUGUCAAGCUUAAGUGAACCAGUUCCGAGAAUGUGGAGCGGGGAAGUAAAUGCUAAGUCUAAAA
This is a messenger RNA of Propithecus coquereli (Coquerel's sifaka), 869 nucleotides long. RefSeq names its product NHP2 ribonucleoprotein (gene NHP2). Bases 156 to 617 code for a protein of 153 amino acids. The record is from RefSeq and is a predicted model, not a curated record. The transcript is spliced from 4 exons. Gene Ontology annotation, molecular function: box H/ACA snoRNA binding. Gene Ontology annotation, biological process: snRNA pseudouridine synthesis; rRNA pseudouridine synthesis. NCBI's taxonomy places the organism in Eukaryota, Metazoa, Chordata, Mammalia, Primates, Indriidae. Gene Ontology annotation, cellular component: nucleolus; box H/ACA snoRNP complex.